AUGGAGGCUCAAGACGACUGCAAGUGGCGCCAGAUCCCGGCGUUCGGCGACUGGAACCUGUGGGACGACAUGCCCGUCACCCAGUACUUCCAGGCAGGGACCUUCUUCUUCGCCGCGCCGGCGGAGAAGGACGACGAGGAUCUCUUCAAGGUGCCCCAGUUCCCUGCCAAGCCCUACAGCUACAAGAAGUGCGUUGUUCGAGUGAAGGGGGAGAAAGAAAACGCUGUGUCGGCGAGGAAGGGAGGCAGGAGGCGCUACGUGAACGAGCAGCAGAAGUGGAAGCCCAAGGGAUCUGUGGACGAGGACCUGUACAAGAUUUCCCCGCAGCUUCUGUGCAAGGUGAAGAAGAAGAAGCUGCUGAGGAAUUUGCUGGGAGGGUGCCUGGGCCUGAGCUGCAUCGCCUGA
Messenger RNA from Miscanthus lutarioriparius, 405 nucleotides. The record is from the annotation of a GenBank genome assembly. Lineage: Eukaryota; Viridiplantae; Streptophyta; Magnoliopsida; Poales; Poaceae.